Mauremys mutica (yellowpond turtle) is the source of this 907-nucleotide messenger RNA. It is a transcript of the gene SIX6, whose product is annotated as SIX homeobox 6. Lineage: Eukaryota; Metazoa; Chordata; Testudines; Geoemydidae. Gene Ontology annotation, cellular component: nucleus; transcription regulator complex. The transcript has 2 exons. Gene Ontology annotation, molecular function: DNA-binding transcription factor activity, RNA polymerase II-specific; RNA polymerase II cis-regulatory region sequence-specific DNA binding. Gene Ontology annotation, biological process: regulation of transcription by RNA polymerase II; eye development. The record is from RefSeq and is a predicted model, not a curated record. Bases 1 to 741 code for a protein of 246 amino acids.
AUGUUCCAGCUGCCCAUCCUCAAUUUCAGCCCCCAGCAAGUGGCCGGGGUCUGCGAGACCCUGGAGGAGAGCGGGGACAUCGAGCGCCUGGGCCGCUUCCUCUGGUCCCUGCCGGUGGCCCCCGCGGCAUGCGAGGCCCUGAACAAGAACGAGUCGGUGCUGCGAGCCCGGGCCAUCGUGGCCUUCCACACGGGGAACUACCGGGAGCUCUACCACAUCCUGGAGAACCACAAGUUCACCAAGGAGUCGCACGCCAAGCUGCAGGCCCUCUGGCUGGAGGCGCACUACCAGGAAGCCGAGAAGCUGCGGGGCCGACCCCUGGGGCCGGUGGACAAGUACCGGGUGCGGAAGAAGUUCCCGCUGCCCCGCACCAUCUGGGACGGGGAGCAGAAGACGCAUUGCUUCAAGGAGAGGACGAGGCACUUGCUGCGGGAGUGGUACCUGCAGGACCCUUACCCCAACCCCAGCAAAAAGCGAGAACUGGCCCAGGCUACCGGACUUACUCCUACACAAGUGGGCAACUGGUUCAAAAACCGCAGACAAAGAGACAGGGCAGCGGCCGCUAAGAACAGGCUACAGCAGCAGGUCUUCUCCCAAGGCUCGGUGCGCUCGCUGCAGGCCGAGGAGGAGAGCGCAGGGGAGCCGCUGGGGGCCGCCUCCAGCCCCGCCGCCAGCCUGUCCAGCAAAGCGGCCACCUCUGCCAUUUCCAUCACAUCCAGCGACAGUGAAUGUGACAUCUGACACAACAGCCAAGACAGAACAGGGGGGGAGCGACCGAGCUAAACACAGUGCCUGCCUGCCUCCAGAACACCCGGGCUCGCGUCCCCACUCGGAGCCUCCCCCAGGGCGCCAUGACCCAUGAGCGCGUUCCGGCUUAGACCCCCAAGAGACUCAUUCACAGAAAUGU